AUGGAUGAACAAUCGAUAUUUGACAUCCUCGAGUGCUCUGUAUGCCUAGAGCGUUUGGAUGCGACCAGUCGGGUCUUGCCAUGUCAGCACACCUUCUGCAUGCGAUGUCUUCAGCAGAUCCUCAACACCCGGGGCGAGCUACGCUGCCCGGAAUGUCGAGACCUUACCCCGCAACAGAGGGUGACGGACCUACCCACCAAUAUUCUCCUGGUGAGGUUGCUCGAUGGAAUGAAGAGGCCUGCUCCGGCAUCUCCUGCUUCAACUGGAUCGAGUUCUGGAGGAGGCCUGUCGAAGACCAGUGACCAGGCAGAGUCAACUUCUUCAAGUAGGAGUGGUGUUUCGAAGAUUUCUGGUCCUAAUCAACCAUGUGCUAAAGCUAUCUAUAAGUAUGACGGACAAGAAUCUGGUGAUUUGUCUUUCAACAAAGGUGCUGUUGUACUCCUUCUGAAGAGAAUAGAUGACAACUGGUAUCAUGGCGAACUUGAUGGAAGUCGGGGCUUCUUUCCGGCCAGCUACGUAGAAGUGCUGGUGCCUCUCCCGCCUGACCCACCUCAGUGUAAAGCGCUCUACGAUUUCGAUGUCAACGAGAUGAAGUACUAA
Lytechinus pictus (painted urchin) is the source of this 600-nucleotide messenger RNA. RefSeq names its product E3 ubiquitin-protein ligase SH3RF1-like. Bases 1 to 600 code for a protein of 199 amino acids. The record is from RefSeq and is a predicted model, not a curated record. Gene Ontology annotation, molecular function: protein binding; ubiquitin protein ligase activity. The transcript is spliced from 4 exons. Gene Ontology annotation, biological process: protein ubiquitination. Lineage: Eukaryota; Metazoa; Echinodermata; Echinoidea; Temnopleuroida; Toxopneustidae.